This is a messenger RNA of Elaeis guineensis (African oil palm), 3212 nucleotides long. Its product is annotated as glutamate receptor 3.1. NCBI's taxonomy places the organism in Eukaryota, Viridiplantae, Streptophyta, Magnoliopsida, Arecales, Arecaceae. Gene Ontology annotation, molecular function: ligand-gated monoatomic ion channel activity. The record is from RefSeq and is a predicted model, not a curated record. Gene Ontology annotation, cellular component: membrane.
GGUCGCUUUUUUCCCCAGUUACGGCCUACAUAAGGGUUCCAAACAAGGACAUACGAGCAUCGAGUCAUUGUAGACCCAAAAUCAUCCAUUGUGGAGUUCCUUCUGAUGCACCAGCAAACAAGGCAUAUGAUGGCUUCUGUUUCAUGUGGAAUAGUUCAGCUUUCUGCUGCUUGGAAGCGUUUGUGAGCUCAAAUCCUCAAAAGAUUUCUCGAUCUUUGUUGCAGGAGGCAAUAACUAGGGCUGUUGCCGUGCAAGGACCACCAUGAAAUUGGCUUUGCUUCCCUUUCUGGCUCUCUAUUUAGCUUUUGUCUCAAGUGGGGCCAGUAGGAAUGUCUCUUCAAGGCCUGCUGUUGUAACCAUUGGAGCUGUUUUCGGAUUCAACUCCACCAUUGGAAGAGUAGCAAAGGUGGCCAUCAAUGCAGCACUGGACGAUGUCAAUGCCGAUUCGAGUGUCCUUCAGGGCACCAAGUUGGCUAUUGAAAUGCAAGAUUCCAAUUGCAAUGGCUUCCUUGGCAUCGUUGAGGCUCUACAAUUUAUGGAGGCUGAUAUUAUUGCGAUGGUUGGCCCGCAAUGUUCUACAACUGCGCAUAUCCUUUCUCAUGUUGGCAAUGAGCUCCAAGUUCCUAUGCUGUCCUUUGCUGCAACUGACCCUACACUUUCUUCCCUUCAGUUUCCCUUCUUUGUUCGGACCACCCAAAGUGAUGUAUUCCAGAUGGCUGCUAUAGCUGAAAUGCUUGAUUAUUACCAGUGGAAACAGGUGAUUGCUGUGUUCUUUGAUGAUGAUAAUAGUAGAAAUGGAAUAGCUGCCUUGGGUGAUAAACUCGCAGAGAGGCGUUGCAAGAUCUCCUAUAAAGCUGCACUGCCACCUGAAGCCACCAGGACUGACAUCACUGAUUUAUUGGUCAAGGUUGCUUUGAUGGAGUCUCAUGUUAUCGUUCUACAUGCGGAUCCAACCUCUGGUCUCGAAGUUCUCUCCGUGGCUCAUUUUCUAGAAAUGAUGGGAAAUGGAUAUGUUUGGAUAGCAACGGAUUGGCUUACUUCUCGAUUAGAUACUUUUGCGCCUCUUGCUCCUGAAACCAUGAACACAAUGCAAGGGGUUCUUACCCUGCGUCGGCACACACCGGAUUCAAAAAGGAAGAGUGCCUUAGUCUCUAAGUGGAGUAUGUUAACCAAGAAAGAGAACAGUGGAGACUUUCACCUCAAUGCUUAUGGUUUAUGUGCUUAUGAUACUGUAUGGAUGAUUGCUCGGGCUAUAGAUGCAUUUUUCAAUGAUGGUGGAAUGAUUUCAUUUUCAAAUGAUUCAAGGUUGCAUGAUCUAAAGGGAAGCGCUCUACACAUUGAGGCAAUAAGUGUGUUUGAUGAAGGGAAGCUUCUGCUGGAUGAGGUACAAAAGACAAAUUUCACAGGGGUAACUGGUCAAGUGCAGUUUGAUUCUGAUGGGAACCUCAUUCAUCCAGCUUAUGAUAUCAUUAAUGUAGUAGGAACUGGAAUGCGGACAGUCGGUUAUUGGUCAAAUUAUUCUGGGUUGUCAGUUGUGCCUCCUGAAACACUCUACUCAAAGCCACCUAAUCGUUCUGCUGCAAAUCAACAACUCUACAGUGUUAUUUGGCCUGGGGAAACGACUACAAAACCUCGUGGAUGGGUUUUCCCUAACAAUGGAAAAGAGUUGAGAAUUGGUGUUCCUAAUAGAGUAAGCUAUAAAGAAUUCGUCUCGAAAGAUCCAGUUACAGGCACAGUGAAAGGUUACUGCAUUGAUGUGUUUACUGCUGCUGUCAGCUUGCUGCCAUAUGCUGUUCCAUAUAAGCUCAUACCUUUUGGGAAUGGUCGUGAGAACCCAAGUUAUACUGAGCUAGCAAACAUGGUUGCCUUAAAUGUUUUUGAUGCUGCUGUUGGUGACAUUGCCAUUGUUACAAAUAGGACCAAGCUUGUUGAUUAUACGCAGCCAUAUAUUGAGUCUGGGCUUGUUGUACUGGCUCCUGUUAAGAAACAUCACUCAAAUGCUUGGGCCUUCCUGCAACCAUUUACGGUGGAGAUGUGGUGUGUCACGGGGUUGUUCUUUCUUGUUGUGGGAGUAGUCAUCUGGAUUCUUGAGCACAGGAUCAAUGAUGAAUUCCGUGGCCCACCAAGGCAACAACUAGCUACCGUCUUUUGGUUCAGCUUUUCAACUUUGUUUUUUGCUCACAAAGAGAAUACCUUAAGUGUUCUGGGGCGUGCAGUGCUUAUAAUAUGGCUCUUUGUGGUUUUGAUUAUUCAAUCAAGCUACACAGCAAGCCUGACUUCAAUCCUCACGGUACAACAACUCUCGUCUCCUAUAAGGGGGAUUGAUAGCUUAAUAACUAGUGAUGAGCCUAUUGGGUUUCAAGUGGGUUCAUUUGCAGAAGGUUAUAUGGUUGAAGAGCUCAACAUUGCAAAAUCCAGACUCAAAGCCCUCGGUACUCCAGAAGAGUAUGCUAGAGCCCUUGAACUGGGACCUGACAAUGGAGGUGUUGCUGCUGUGGUCGAUGAGCGCCCCUAUGUUGAAAAUUUUCUAGAAACAAAGUGCAAAUUUGCCAUUAUUGGCUCAGAAUUUACCAAAAGCGGCUGGGGAUUUAUAUUCCCAAGGGACUCCCCUUUAGCUAUGGAUAUGUCAACUGCUAUUCUUUCACUGUCCGAGAAUGGAGAUCUCCAAAGGAUCCAUGACAAGUGGCUAACAAGAAGUGCAUGCAGUUCUGCAACUGAUGAGCUUGACUCUGAUCGGCUCCAACUGACUAGUUUCUGGGGCUUGUUUCUCAUAUGUGGAGUAGCAUGCUUUCUUGCUCUUCUCACAUUCUUCUUCCUCAUGCUACGCCAAUAUCUCCGGCAUGCACCCGAAGAUGAAGCAGAUCCCUCAAAUCAAGGAAAGUCAACGUCAGGCCGCAGUCUCCAUAAGUUUCUAUCUUUUGUUGAUGAUAAGGAAGAAGCUGUGAAGAAUAGGUCCAAGCAACGACAGAUGCAGAGGACAACAGACAAUGGCACUAUUGAUAUUGAAAGCUAGUCUCAGCAUAUUAGCCCUUGAUACAUAGUCUUCAAUCAUUCACCUGCUACUCUGUGAUCGCAAUUGUGUAGUACAGAGGUUCUUUAGAGAGUAAACUUCAGCUAAAGGAGAAUAACUGAUAAUAGUUCUGUUGUAACACGAAUAUUAUAAAUGAUUAAUCAAUAUAUUGGUCCCGAUGCUAUUUUUCGGUUGAAAACCU